AUGUCCAUCUCCGAUCCCGAACCCGCCACUCCUCAUACAGAAGACAAAUUCACAUUCCUCCAAUCCAUCACGGCAACGCAACGCCACAUCCAAAAAUCCUUCUACCAACACCUCCUCAACGUCUACACGUACCUCAAAACCCACGGCGCGCCCCAAGAAGUCUGCGACGCGGGGCUGUUCCACUCCAUCUACGGGACCGAAUCCUACUCGUUUUCCAGUGACCGUAUCACGCGCGACGUGGUCCGCGGUUUUAUCGGCGAGUACGCCGAGGAACUGGUGUACCUGUUUUGCACGACCAGGAAUCGGUUCAGGGCCAUUGUGAAUAACGACCUGGGGCUGGAUCGCCGGAAGGCGAGGGAUCUGUGUGUCAUUGAGUUUGCGAAUGCGUGGGAUCAGAAUAAGGGGAGGAGGUAUCAGGAGAGGUUGAUUAUGCUGGGGGAGGCGAUUGUGAGGUUGGAGAGUGGGACUGGGGGUCAAAGUCAAGAAUGA
Messenger RNA from Fonsecaea multimorphosa CBS 102226, 489 nucleotides. RefSeq lists its product as uncharacterized. Bases 1 to 489 code for a protein of 162 amino acids. The transcript has a single exon. The record is from RefSeq and is a predicted model, not a curated record. NCBI's taxonomy places the organism in Eukaryota, Fungi, Ascomycota, Eurotiomycetes, Chaetothyriales, Herpotrichiellaceae.